Molecule: messenger RNA, 495 nt
Organism: Lathyrus sativus (Indian pea)
Lineage: Eukaryota; Viridiplantae; Streptophyta; Magnoliopsida; Fabales; Fabaceae
Source: the annotation of a GenBank genome assembly
AUGGAUUCCGGCUCUCCGAAUGCUGAGAAAAAAGAUUGUCAAGUUCCUGUAACUCCCGAGGUUGUGAAAGAAAAUGGUGAUUUUGAACUGCAAUCCCCUCUCACACUGACGGUGGUGAGAAAACAGCUUAACGAGACAACCAUUCAUUCGGGCCCCAAGGAUGUUGUUUUGGACUCCUUUGCGGAUACUCGCAAGAAUCUGAACGAUUCCAGGAGCUCUGUUGUACGCCGGCUUCCUUUCCGUGCUGAUUCUCGUUCGGAUCUAGAUAUCUUUGAAUCACUACAUGACAGUCUCUUUCAAUUCAUUCUUUCAAAGCAAAUGGAGGAGAGGCUCCUAACUCAAAUGUCAAAUGUACAACAAGAUGAUGAAUGUAAAUCACCUCCUCCCCAGCUCCGUUUCACAGGAAUUGCUCACACCUGUCCUCCUGCACCUCGCAAGCUCAAACAUCAACCCAAGGUCAUUCUAAUGGAGUUAUGCAAGAAGCUUGAAUUCUGA